This is a messenger RNA of Cuscuta epithymum, 3276 nucleotides long. NCBI's taxonomy places the organism in Eukaryota, Viridiplantae, Streptophyta, Magnoliopsida, Solanales, Convolvulaceae. The record is from the annotation of a GenBank genome assembly.
AGAAUCCUCUCGAUUGCGAUAUAUUCGUCAGCAUCAGAAGGAGUUGAGAAGUGACUUAUAUAGUGGCUUGGCUGAUGCAGUAGGUCGGGGUGAGACUAAUGCAUCAAGGGUGGGCCAACUCAUUGUGCUACCGAAUUCUUUCACAGGGAGUGCACGUUAUAUGAUGCAAAAUUAUCAAGACGCGAUGGCCAUUUGUAGAUGGGCAGGAUAUCCGCAGUUGUUCAUAACAUUCACAUGUAACCCUAAGUGGCCAGAGAUUGUGCGCUUCGUUAGUGACAGAGGUUUGAAUCCAGAAGACAGGCCAGACAUCCUUUGUAGGAUAUUUAAAAUGAAGCUGGACCUCCUAAUAAAAGAUUUGAAGCACAAUAAAAUAUUUGGUGACGUCAAAGCAGUUAUCUACACUAUUGAGUUUCAAAAGCGUGGUUUGCCUCAUGCCCAUAUAGUCUUAUGGGUUACUCAGAAAGGCAAGAGAAUAUCACCCUCAGAGAUUGACAAGAUUAUAUCAGCGGAGAUACCUGAUGAAAGGUCUGACCCGGAAUAUUAUAACGCGGUAAAAGAACUUAUGAUGCACGGUCCUUGUGGUCCAGCAAACAAGUCAGCGCCAUGCAUGGACAAAAACGUUUGCACAAAGCACUUUCCGAAACGUUUUGUUGAACAAACAACCAUUGAUGGGGAUGGUUAUCCAGUUUAUAGACGACGCAAUGAUGGGAGACGUGUUACCAAGGGUGAUGUGGAUCUUGACAAUAGACACGUGGUCGCGCAUAAUCGUACAUUGCUGCUGAAGUAUGGUGCACACAUAAAUGUUGAAUGGUGUAACCAAACAAGGUCGGUCAAGUAUCUUUUCAAGUACAUAAAUAAGGGCGACGACCGUAUCACAGUAGAAUUUUCUGAAGCAGUGGAUAACUCCAAACAACAACAAGUUGAUGAGAUUAAAAUGUACUACGAUUGUCGCUACAUCUCAGCAUGUGAGGCUGCAUGGAGAAUAUUUGGGUAUCCUAUCCAUUACAGGGAUGUGCCGGUGGAACGUCUCAAUUUUCAUUUGCCAGACGAGCAACCAGUAUACUAUCACCCGGAUGAGCCGAUGGAAUCUGUUGUUGGAAAAGGCACAGUUCAAGAUACAAAAUUCUUGGCUUGGAUGAAGGCAAAUGAAAAAUAUCCAGAGGCACGAGAGUUGACAUACGUUGAAUUUCCAACGAAGUUUACUUGGAAACAAAAAACCAAGGAGUGGGUGCCAAGGAAAAGGGGAUUCUCAAUUGGUCGUGUGUAUUUUGUUCGUCCUGGGGCAGGGGAAAAAUUCUAUUUGAGGACGCUACUGAAUGUUGUUAAAGGUGCUACAUCCUUUGAAGAGUUGCGCACUUAUAACGGGACAUUAUUUCCCAGCUUUAGGGAUGCUUGCUAUGCCCGUGGGUUGCUAAAGGAUGAUAAGGAAUAUAUAGAUGGGAUUACUGAGGCAAGUCAUUGGGCAUCCGCAUAUGCACUCCGUAAUUUGUUUGUUACUCUUUUAUUGUCGGAUGUGUUGUCAAAGCCACAAUUGGUAUGGGAGAAGUGCUCGCAAUACUUUUCAGAGGACAUACUCUACAACAUUAGAAGGAACCUCAAUGACCCUGAGUACCAAUUGAGCACAGAUGAGGUGAACAAAUAUUGCUUGAUCGAGAUUGAGAAGUUGUUAAGGAAAAGGUGCAGAUCACUACGAGAUUUUGUGGGAAUGCCAAUGCCACCUGAAUCUGAUAUUCCUUCCAUUGAAGACACCAUAAUUCAUGAAGAGUUGAAGUAUGACAAAUCUGUCAUGGCCGAGACACAUGCAAAAUUAUUGAAAAACAUGAAUGAAGAGCAACGAAGUGUCUACGAUAAAAUCAUGGAAUCUGUUGACAAGACGAAUGGAGGUGUCUUCUUUUUGUAUGGUCACGGUGGCACAGGAAAAACAUAUGUAUGGAAGACUUUAUCAGCAGCAAUAAGAUCACGAGGUCAAAUAGUGUUGAACGUUGCAUCGAGUGGGAUUGCAUCACUUCUUCUUCCUGGAGGACGUACUGCGCACUCAAGGUUUGCUAUUCCAAUCAAUGUUACUGAAGACUCAACCUGCAAUAUAAAGCGUGGUAGUCCAUUGGCUAAAUUGAUUCAAAUGGCCAAGUUGAUUAUUUGGGAUGAGGCCCCUAUGAUACACAGGCAUUGCUUUGAAGCUCUAGAUAGAAGUAUGAGAGACAUACUUUCUUGCUCUCAUGAUGGCAAUCCAAAAUUGCCUUUUGGUGGAAAAACGAUUGUUUUCGGUGGAGACUUUAGACAAGUGUUGCCUGUCAUUCCUAAAGGCACAAGACAGGAUAUUGUUCUUGCAUCUUUGAAUGCAUCACAUCUGUGGCAGUAUUGCACGGUGUUGAAGUUAACAAAAAACAUGAGACUCAAGAACUUCACAAAUGAAACGGCCAAUCCAAGUAUUUUGAAGCUUUUUGCCGAUUGGAUACUACAAAUUGGUGAUGGUGUUCUGGGAGGGAGCGUUGAUGGAGAAGCAGAAAUUGAUAUACCGGAAAAUUUUCAUGUUCCAGUAAUGUCUGAUCCCAUUGAAUCCAUUGUCAACGCCACUUAUCCAGAUUUUUUGAAGAACAUGAACAACAUCUCAUAUCUUGAAGGGAGAGCAAUUCUUGCACCGACAAUUGAUGAGGUAGACAAGGUCAAUGAUUUCAUGUUGUUGCAGAACAACUCAGAGGAAAAGACAUAUUUCAGUUCAGAUUCAGCGUGUUCCUCAACCUCAGACAAUGAGCUCCUUCAGGAGAUUCAUUCUCCCGAAUUCCUUAACGGCAUAAAAUGUUCUGGUGUUCCAAGUCACGAGCUGAAGCUAAAAGUUGGUGUACCGGUGAUGCUCAUGAGGAAUAUAGACCAUUCGGCCGGCUUGUGUAAUGGUACCCGACUUUUAGUGACAAAACUUGGUGAACAUAUUAUUGAAGCACAGAUGAUGUCUGGAACUAAUGCAGGUGAGAAAUUCCUUAUCCCAAGGAUUAGUCUAACCCCGACAGAUGUGAGGCUACCUUUCACAUUCAUGCGUCGGCAAUUCCCCUUGAUGGUUAGCUAUGCAAUGACGAUGAACAAGAGCCAAGGACAAUCAUUAGAGAAUGUGGGCGUUUUUCUACGACGCCCAGUUUUUACACAUGGCCAGUUAUAUGUUGCAGUUUCGAGGGUGACGAGUCCGUCUGGAUUGAAGUUCGUGAUAUGUGACGACGAGGGAAAUCGAAAAAAGACCGCAAAAAAUGUUGUCUACAAAGAAGUCUUCAAUAAUUUGUAAAAUUG